AUGGCCGUCUCCUGUCCCCCUGCCGGCGGGAACCAUUUGUCUCGGUUGACUUACCCCCCUCUCCCCUUUCCUUCUCAACUGAAAUCUCCAUACUCAUUCACUUCCUCUGCAGCUGCAAACACCAAAGCCCGAAAGAUCAUGAGUGCAACGCAACUACCAUCGAACCUUCUUCUUUGUCUCUCUCUAAUCUUUCAAUGCUCGUUCGCUGUCUCGCCAUUUGGCAAGAUCAUCCCUCGCUUUCCUUCUCCUCUCAUUCAUCCAGAAAAUUCUCAACCAUCGCUCUCUAACGACCAGAGUGGCAACAAUGGGCUCUAUAAGACUAGGUACUUCACGCAAAUCCUCGACCAUUUCAGCUACCGUCCCGAGAGCUACCAGACGUUCCAGCAGAGGUACUUAAUUAACUCCACCUUCUGGGGCGGCCCGCGGAGGAAUGCCCCGAUCUUUGUCUACACUGGGAACGAGGGUGACAUCGAGUGGUUCGCCCAAAACACCGGCUUCAUGUUUGAGACGGCACCCCACUUCAAUGCCCUUCUUGUGUUCAUCGAGCAUCGGUAUUAUGGGAAAUCGAUGCCGUUCGGGGGCAAAAAAGAGGUGGCGUACAGCAACGCAAGCAUGUUGGGCUAUCUCUCCUCGACGCAGGCAUUGGCAGACUACGCAACGCUGAUAACCGAUCUGAAGAAGAACUUGACAGCCGAGCAUUCGCCAGUGGUGGUUUUUGGAGGUUCUUACGGGGGAAUGUUGGCAGCAUGGUUUAGGCUAAAGUAUCCGCACAUUGCAAUCGGCGCUUUGUCUUCUUCUGCUCCGAUCCUCGACUUUUUCAACGUCACCUCCCCUUACAUCUUCAACGACAUCAUCACUGAGACUUUCCAGAGCGAGAGCAAGAAUUGCUAUAAAGUGAUCAAGCGAUCAUGGCAGAAGAUUGAAGUUAUGGCGAAACAACAAGGUGGACUCGAGAUCCUGCGAAAAUCAUUCAGACUAUGCAAGAACUUUAAGGAUGCGGAAUAUCUCACAGGUUGGCUCGAAACUGCUCUCGUUUACGCGGCCAUGACCGAUUAUCCAACUCCUUCCAAUUUCCUGACUCCCUUGCCUGCUUAUCCGAUCAAACAGAUGUGCAAGGCGAUAGAUGAUCCGAGCAAAGGGGACGAUGAUUUUGCCAAAUUGUAUGGCGCGGCAAACAUCUACUACAAUUACAGCGGCGGCAUCUCAUGCUUCGAUCUAAUGGACGAUUCCGAUCCUCAUGGCCUCAGCGGAUGGGGAUGGCAGGCAUGCACGGAAAUGGUAAUGCCAAUAGACGGCAAUCGAGAGACAAGCAUAUUCCCAGCUUACAAGUACAACUAUACUGAUACAGUCAGCUCCUGUGCAGCUGACUCCAGCGUCGUCUCUAGGCCCACCUGGAUCCCUAUCGAGUUUGGCGGCCAUGACAUUAGACGGACCUUGAGGAGAUUUGGGAGCAAUAUCAUCUUCUUCAAUGGCUUAAGAGACCCAUGGAGUGGUGGAGGGGUGUUGAAGAGCAUUUCCAAGAGCAUUGUUGCAAUAGUGGCCGAAAAAGGGGCUCACCAUGUCGAUCUACGAUACUCGACCAGUGAAGACCCCGAGUGGCUUCAAGAUGUGAGAAAGAAGGAGAUCAAGAUCAUUUCAGGCUGGAUCUCUCAAUACUAUCGUGACUUGGCCAAAUAG
Messenger RNA from Eucalyptus grandis, 1677 nucleotides. Its product is annotated as lysosomal Pro-X carboxypeptidase. Bases 1 to 1677 code for a protein of 558 amino acids. Gene Ontology annotation, biological process: proteolysis. Gene Ontology annotation, molecular function: serine-type exopeptidase activity; dipeptidyl-peptidase activity. Lineage: Eukaryota; Viridiplantae; Streptophyta; Magnoliopsida; Myrtales; Myrtaceae. The transcript is spliced from 10 exons. The record is from RefSeq and is a predicted model, not a curated record.